Messenger RNA from Tripterygium wilfordii, 1570 nucleotides. RefSeq lists its product as uncharacterized. Gene Ontology annotation, molecular function: protein binding. Lineage: Eukaryota; Viridiplantae; Streptophyta; Magnoliopsida; Celastrales; Celastraceae. Bases 283 to 1137 code for a protein of 284 amino acids. The record is from RefSeq and is a predicted model, not a curated record. The transcript has a single exon.
GGCGCGUUGACAUUCAUAAUUGUCUCCUCCAUUUGGAACACGCGUCACCUUUGACACACUUCUACUCGAACUCGCUCAUCUCUUCGAUCUCUUCGCUCCAGCAACACUCUCCUUCUCUUCACUCUCUCUUCCUUCCAGGGAACCUAAACCGACAACAACACUCUCUUGUGUUCGCCGACCGAUUCUCUCGUUCUAUACAGCGUACAGAAAGCGUAGAUGUAUAACAUCUGAAUGCGAAAGAGACGGAGUUAGCAAUCGAACUCUCUGCUUCUCUCUUCAAAAAUGGAGGAUAUACAGCAACCGGAGGCGCAAUUAAACGGCCUCGGGGGACCGCAACUGUCGACGAUGACAUCGGAACCUGUUGGAUCAAAACGUCAGCGAAGGCCAAGCGUCCGAUUAGGCGACAUCGGGGGCGACCAGCCCUACGACUCUCACGGGCGAAGAUCUUCAGCUAUUGUCAAGCAAUUUAAGCAACAACUCCCUCUUGACCACAGAAAGGAUCCGAAAUCGUCCAAAACCCGCCCUCUCACUAACCUAACUGAAUUCCAAAACGAAACCCUAGAAGAGGAUAGAGAGGUCAAUUUGGACACUGUCGCCAUUGGGAGUUGGCGAGUCAAGGAUUCGAAAAAACGAGGCUCCAAUGCCACCACGAAACGCGUCCGGUCCAAUUGGAUUUCUAGAGUCGCUGAUAGUGGAGUCGGCGGCAAUAAUGUUGAGGGAGAGGAGAAAUACAGCGGCGGGGAAGACAUGGACGAGAACGGUACGUAUCGUGAUUUUGAUAGGGAGAACUCUGAGAGUCCGUUGAGAGAACAGAGUCCGAUUCUUUCGAAUGAGAACUUAGCAGAUGCGAGAUAUAGGAGGCCAAUUAUGGCACGAGAUGGGGUUGAUUUUUCGGGUCCAUCAGAUACAGAUGAUAGGAAUAACAAUAAUGGGAGUCACGGAGAGGAUGGGGUGAAGGUUUGGCUAAACAGCCUAGGGCUAGGGCGAUAUGCACCAGUUUUCGGGAUUCAUGAGGUGGAUGACGAGGUAUUGCCCUUGUUGACAUUGGAGGAUUUGAAGGAUAUGGGGAUAAAUGCAGUUGGCUCCAGGAGAAAAAUGUAUUGUGCCAUCCAAAAGCUUGGGAAGGGCUUUUCAUAAACUUCUUCUCAUUUUACUCAGUCUUAGCUGUGGCAACGUAAGGUGCACCAUAUCUGAUCCUAUUUGAUGAGCUUUUCUUCUAGUUACUUUUUUUUCAAUAGAAUUGGAGUAGUUUAGAUUGAAUAGGUUGUUUUUGGCCGAGCUUCUUGUCCCACUACUAACUUCCUAAUCUCGUGCAGUUUUCUGCUGCAUCAUAAUCUAAUUUAGUUGGUCGCUUGAGCAGAUGGACGAUGUGGUAAUGAUUUGGUAAUGCUUGUUUAUGAAUUGAGUGGAAUCCCGUCUUACUUUUGUGUGAUUAAAAAGGAACCUAAAAUUAGAUUACAAAAAUUAUAUUAUGAUCGUCAUUGCAAAUAUCUUCCAAUUGAUUCCAAAGUCCUCGUUAUUUAAUUCACUUUUGGAAGAGUGAUUUUGUAUCUAAAGAAUCCGUUCACUA